AUGUAUGGUCUUAAUCAUCACUUAAUGGGAUCUUUGUUGCCGCAAGAUGGUACGCUACCUGCAUUUUUACAGCUGUACAUUAUCGACAUAGAAAAUGAAGUCAGAAAUAGGAUUAAUGCUAUUACCAGAAAACAAAAGAGUGGAAAACAAAAUGAAAAUUUAGAAGUUGAUUCUUCAAUGACAGCCAUGGACGAAUAUGGAAAGAAAAGCACAAAGGAAUUGGAUGAAAACAUUGUUGCUGGAUUAGUUAACAUGCUGGGCACGCACAACUGGCUAAGCCAGAAAUUCAGGAUGUGGAGGGACAGGUACAAACAAGAUGAACUAGACGAUGUUGAAUUUCGUCUUAUUGGUACACGAAAAAGGGAUGCAAGACAAUACAAUCUUCCAACUACAUCUAAAAUCGCUGGAUUUGUAGUUGAUGAUCCAGAGUCAGAUGGAAAAAGGGAUAUAAUCAUUCAGGAAAAAAAUGGUUUAUUGAAAGAUAUAUCCGAGUUGCAUCCAAGUUAUAUGGCAUUGCAGUAUCCAUUGUUGUUUCCUUAUGGUGAAGAUGGUUUUCAUAUUGAUAUUCCAUAUGAUAAGCAAACUAAGAUUGUAUUCAACGACGAAAUAGGUGAUGAAAUAGGUGAUGGAAAGAAGAGAAAAAACAUAACUAUGAGGGAAUACUAUGCAUUCAUAAUACAACAAAGAGCAGGUGAUGGUCAGACUCUUCUCCGUGGAGGGCGACUAUUCCAACAAUAUGUAGUUAAUGCUUAUGCUACAAUUGAGCAAAGCAGAUUGCAGUGGGUUAAAAGCCAUCAGAAGGAAAUACGUUGUGAUUUAUAUAACUGCAUAAAAGAAGCGGUAAGAGCUAAAUACACCAAACCAGCUAGCACAGGUCGAGUAAUCUUACCAUCAACUUUCACAGGCGGACCAAGAUAUAUGAUUCAGCAUUACCAAGAUGCCAUAGCCUUAUGCAGAGAGUUGGGUCCCCCUGACUUAUUUAUUACAUUCACAUGUAAUCCAAAUUGGCCGGAAAUUGCAGAAGCUAUCAAAAUGUUUCCUGGACAAAAACCAAGUGAGAGACCAGACAUAAUAAGCCGCGUAUUUCACAUAAAACCCAAACAGUUAAUGUCGGAUUUGGUUGGAAGCAGGCAUUUCGGAGAAGUGCAAGGAGCUCUCUAUACUGUCGAAUUUCAAAAACGAGGAUUACCCCAUGCACGCAUAUUGUUGCGGCUUUCACCUGAUGAAAAGCCAAGAUCCGCAUCACAUAUUGGUUCAAUUAUAUCCGUGGAAAUUCCAAACCCAAAGGAAAACAAGGAUGCCUACGAUGCAGUCUGCAAUUAUAUGCUCCAUGGCCCGUGCGGACAUGCAAAACCUAACUCUCCAUGUAUGCGCGAUAAAAAGUGUACGGAGAAUUUUCCAAAGAAAUAUAACAACAAAACAUAUGCUGAUGAUACGGGGGGUAUGACUAUUAAAUAUUUAUUCAAGUGCAUCCACAAAGGAAAAGACAUGAUAACUGCUAUUGUUGCAGUAAUUCCAGCAAAAGACAAAAAUUCAAGCAACAUAAAUAAUAAAAAUUCAAGCAACAAUGUUGCUGUUGAAGAAAUACAGAGAACAAGUAAGGACGAGGUCAAUACAUAUCUCGAGGGUCGAUACCUAUCAGGAUGCGAAUGUAUAUGGAGGACGCUUAGUUUCAAAAUUCAUUAUCGAAAUCCAAGCAUAGAAAGGUUACCAUUACAUAUCGAAGGGGAACAAUUAGUCUACCACAACGAUACCGAUGAUUUGAGAGAUGUUCUAGACAAGGAAGAUCCAGAUGCAUCAAAAUUCAUUCAAUGGAUGAAAGCUAAUAGAGACCAUGAAGAUGCAAGAAAAUGGACAUACAAAGAGUUUCCUAAGCAUUGGAGAUGGGACCAAGGGAAAAAACAUGGAAAAGGCUACCAAAAUUAUGACGAUAAUAAAACAGUGGGUGAGACAAUUCAUCCUACAUUCAAAUCCGCAUGUUUGGCACUAGGAUUAUUGGAAGAUGACGGUGAAUGGCACCGAGCCAUUCGGGAAGCAGCAGAAACACAUACAGGCAAGAGGUUACGUGAAUUGUUUGUGAUAAUAUUGUUGAAUUGCAAAGUAACAGAACCUAAAAAGGUGUGGAAUGAUAAUUGGGAUCUUUUAGCAGAAGACAUUAAGUACGAAAAAAUGAAGUUUUAUGGAAAUUCAGCACGAAACCUAAGGGAUGAAGUCUUGCAAAACUAUGCACUACAAGACAUUGAAAAGAUUUUCUGGAAACAUAAUCGAACCUUAAAGGAGGAUGAGUUUAAGGAUAUACCAUACCCAGACAUGUCUGAAUUAAAGGUUCCUAACAACACCCUGAUUCAUCAAGAGAUGAACUAUGACAGAGAUAUUAUAAUGGAAGAUGCAGAGGAGUUGAAGAAGGGGUUAAAUGCAAAACAAGCAUUAACGUUUAAUGAGAUUUCAAAAUCAGUUGAAGACAAGGCUGGAUGGCUAUUUUUUGUGUAUAGAAGCGGCGGAACAGGUAAGACUUACCUUUGGAGAACCCUUACUUCUUCGCUACGGUCACAGGGUAAGAUUUUGCUAGCAGUUGCUUCUUCGGGAAUAGCGUCACUGCUGCUAACAGGUGGUCGUACAGCUCAUUCCAGGUUCAAAAUUCCGAUGAAACUCAAUGAAAUAUCGUGCUGCAAUCUAUUUAAGAAAACGCCCCUAGCAGAGUUAUUGUGCGAAGUAGAUUUGAUUAUAUGGGAUGAAGCACCAAUGAUAUACAUGUAUGCACUUGAGGCAGUUCAAAGAGCUCUUGCUGAUUUAAUGAUGGAAGCGAAUAACAGUAAGUUAUUAUUCGGGAAAAAAACAUUGGUACUUGGCGGUGAUUUCCGACAAAUUCUACCUGUGAUUAAGGAAGGAACAAGAGAAGACAUAGUAAAUGCUUCUAUAAGCAAAUCUAGAUUGUGGAAACACUUUACAGUUUUUGAACUGACAGAAAAAUGA
Papaver somniferum (opium poppy) is the source of this 2973-nucleotide messenger RNA. RefSeq lists its product as uncharacterized. Gene Ontology annotation, biological process: telomere maintenance; DNA repair. The record is from RefSeq and is a predicted model, not a curated record. The coding region runs from base 1 to 2973 and encodes 990 amino acids. Lineage: Eukaryota; Viridiplantae; Streptophyta; Magnoliopsida; Ranunculales; Papaveraceae. Gene Ontology annotation, molecular function: DNA helicase activity. The transcript has 4 exons.